Trichoderma asperellum CBS 433.97 is the source of this 939-nucleotide messenger RNA. RefSeq lists its product as uncharacterized. The record is from RefSeq and is a predicted model, not a curated record. Lineage: Eukaryota; Fungi; Ascomycota; Sordariomycetes; Hypocreales; Hypocreaceae. Gene Ontology annotation, cellular component: mitochondrial inner membrane. Gene Ontology annotation, molecular function: ATP:ADP antiporter activity. Gene Ontology annotation, biological process: mitochondrial ATP transmembrane transport; mitochondrial ADP transmembrane transport.
AUGGCUCAUUCCACUCAACAGUCAGAAAAUACUUUGGGGUUAUCGCCCUUUGCAAUUGAUUUCCUCAUGGGAGGGGUUUCUGCCGCCAUUUCCAAGACCGCAGCUGCCCCCAUUGAGCGAAUCAAGCUCCUGAUUCAGAAUCAAGAUGAGAUGAUGAAAGCUGGUCGCUUAGAUCGCAAAUAUGGCGGCAUCGGCGAGUGUUUCAGACGUACGAUAGCUGAUGAAGGAAUUCCCAGUUUAUGGCGCGGCAACACUGCCAAUGUGAUUCGAUAUUUCCCUACGCAGGCCCUUAAUUUCGCCUUUCGCGACAAAUUCAAGAGGAUGUUUGGCUAUCAGAAGGAUCGUGAUGGAUAUGCUCUGUGGAUGGUAGGAAAUUUGGCAUCUGGAGGCCUUGCCGGAGCAACUGGACAGCUAUUUGUCUACUCUCUCGAUUACACGCGAACUCGACUGGCAAACGAUGCAAAGAAAGGGGGGCAACGCCAAUUCAACGGAUUCAUCGAUGUAUAUCGAAAGACGUUAGCGUCAGAUGGAGUCGUUGGUCUCUACCGCGGCUUCUUCCCCUCUGUAUUUGGCGCUGUUGUUUAUCGCGGUCUUUAUUUCGGCAUGUAUGACUCUUUUAAGCCACUUGUUCUGGUAGGAUCUCUGGAGAACAACUUUCUCGCCUCUUUCUGUCUGGGAUAUCUUGUCACUACGGCGGCGGGCAUCGCUGCUUAUCCUCUUGACACAAUUAGACGGCGUAUGAUGAUGACAUCAGGAGAAGCAGUCAAGUAUAAAAGCUCUUUCCAUGCAGCUAGACAAAUUGUUGCUGGCAAUGGCGUGCGCGCUCUCUUUAAUGGUGCUGGAGCUAAUAUUUUACGCGGCGUUGCCGGUGCCGGUGCGCUGUCGAUCUAUGAGCAACUACAGCUAAUUCUUUUCGGCAAAACCUUCAAAGAAGAGUAA